AUGGGCGUUGGAUCAUAUGUAAUAUAUCGAAUGUUUGUCCGAUUAUUAGGAAGAAAUUUUCUGUGGAGAAUUAUCGAUCAAGUUCGUCUCGAUCUGUUGAAUUUAAGUCGACAAGAAUUGUAUCUCCUACAUUCUACACAGGUGAAUUUUGGUGUAGAUCAGUCGUUGUUGGCUGUAGCUGGUGCAAAUCGUUUAUAUGUGGAUAAUUGUUGUGAAGAAUUCUCGAGACGUAUUCUUUCUUCUGAUGAAUCGGAACGAAGAAGAAAGAAACGGUUUAUCUCGAAGUACUCUUGCGAUCGACAGUUUUCUUCAACAUCUUUCUCAUCAUCAUUUGCUGAACGGUGGCAGCGUGAUAAGGUGAUAAGGCUAAGGUAUGCAUGUGCAUAUGGCCCAAGUGUAAUUUCGUUUUGUCCUGUGCGCAAAGCGCAUUUUCGUUAUGUUACUACAAAAAAUUAUAUCAAAGUAACAGCUGAAUUGAGCUGCGACUUGGCUAUUUAUCGAAAUGGUCAGCAUCCAAAAUACCAAAAUUCGUUAGUCUCGGAACAAGCGUCUCAUCAACGUUCGUCGGAAUUAACCGAAACAAGAAGUGAAAAAUCUGCCUCAUUGCGGCUUUUGUGGGAUGAUCCGGAAUGGGAUGAUCAAAUGGAUUUUCCUGGUCAAUAUGGAUUGAUUUUCGCCUCAUUUUCAGAUAUGGUUCAAUAUGGCCGAAACUCUUCUCCAUCAGAUAUGUCGGAAAUGUCGGAAUUUCUAGCAGCAAAAAAAGUUUUUGAUGAUGCGUCGUCUGUUAAUAACUUAUCCAAAGAUAGUAAUGAUUUGUGCGGUGUUUCUUCGGAUUCGCUGUCUGUUGAAACUAAUGAUUCGGUUAUUGGCGCUCGCGAUUUCAUUCAACGCAACUGUAUGACUGAUUCGAAGCAUUUGUAUCAACUAGUCACUGAUUUUAUGAGCUCAGAUGCUGCAUCACUUUGGAGCGGAUGUAGCACUCGUUCGUUUCGUUCGCUGAGGUAUUGCGCUGCAGUGAAUAGUAAUGGAUUACUCGGUGUGACUCAGAUUCUCUCUCAUACUACUCAUCCAAAAUGUGACAUUUUCUCGAAUUCAAUGACAGACAGUGGAAUAAGUCGUGGUACAACUGCAACAUCAGUCUACUGCUCUCGUGACAGAUCCUUAAUUUUCGAUUCGAUGACCAGUUCAAAGUUUGUUCCUGCUGAAGAUGAGGCGUGCUGCUCAGGCCUUGCUAAGGCAUUUAUUAUUAACUCAACAUCGUGCGAUCUGAAAAACGAGUCUAUUAUCAGGCGUUCAGUCUUAAUUGAUGAAGAUCAACAGUCAUUGACGCAGACUCAGCGCAGUUUAGAAUGGGAUGAAGAAUUCGAGGAAUGUGAUGAUUCGAGGAAUGUAAUCGUUGAAAAUUUAGAUAAUUUUAAGGAUUCCAAGAACUCAAACACAGAACAUAAUUCGUGUAAAGUGUCUUCGGGAAAAUGUUUGAGAAAAACGAGAGAUUUAAUGGUUUGGGCUCAUCAGAAUUAUCCACUGGAUCAAGUUCGAUUAAAAGUGUUCCGAGAAUUAUAUUCUUUACGAGGUUUUAAAAGAAUUGGCGUUGAACGAAACGGAAAUAUCAAUGAAAAUUUUUUAGCAUCUGUAUUACACAUUAUGCUUGCUCAUAAAGUUUCAUUUUUUUCUCGUCAUAAUCUAACGAAUGCUCAAAAGCAGAAGCGAGAAAAUGCAACAAUAGCAGUGGUUAACAAAAUAUUGAUGCAAGAAAAUGAAAAACAAGUGUAUUCAUUAUAUUCUUUAGAAAAUAGGGCUGCAGAACGAAAUAUAGUUGCUGUAAGUCAAAUAAGAAGCCUUUGUUAA
Molecule: messenger RNA, 1848 nt
Organism: Dracunculus medinensis (Guinea worm)
Lineage: Eukaryota; Metazoa; Nematoda; Chromadorea; Rhabditida; Dracunculidae
Source: the annotation of a GenBank genome assembly